Messenger RNA from Carassius gibelio (silver crucian carp), 2431 nucleotides. RefSeq lists its product as uncharacterized. NCBI's taxonomy places the organism in Eukaryota, Metazoa, Chordata, Actinopteri, Cypriniformes, Cyprinidae. The transcript has 3 exons. Bases 1178 to 2431 code for a protein of 417 amino acids. The record is from RefSeq and is a predicted model, not a curated record.
GAUGAGGGCAAAGCUAUCAUUGUAGAAGACACUCUUCUGGAACUGGACUUUGACCAGGAACAUGCACAGAGGACAGAUACACGUAAACUGCACAUUGAUCUUCAAAAACUUUCUGAAAAAGAGGUGAAGCUGAAUCUUCAUAUCAUUACCCUAUCUGACUACUGGAGGCAGGACAUGAUCCCAAGAGGUUUGAGAUUGAAUAAAUUUCCCUCAUUUGGCUAUGAUAAUGUGGAUUUUAAGGAUAAAUGGGAAGCUAUUCUUAAUAAAUGCUCCCUAGACUUAAUCCUCUUGUUAAUUGAAGAAGCCAGAAAGCAGAAGUCAGUUGUACAAUCUCAUAUUGAGGAUUUGAAAUCUCAGCUCAUCCAGACAGAAUCAGAGGAACACAGGUUGCCUUUUGAAAAUAAACUAAAAGAAGAUCUUGAUAAAUUGUCAACAAAAUUGAAACAAGGCAAAAUAAUCAAAUUUAAGCGAGACUGUAAUGACUAUAGUAAUUGUUCUAUAUAUGGCUGGGGCAAGAAGGGACACCUGACAAAAAGAAGAGUGUCUUUUAAUCUUCCAAGCACUGAUGAUGAGAAUUAUGAUGAAACUCAUGACCGUGACAAAAUUGCUGAUGUGUAUGACAGAAAUGCUUUUUUGGAAUCUCGCCCCAGACAGCACAACCAACCUUACAAAAGAGGAAGAGGAAAACGCGGAGGGGUGGAAAGUGGCAGAACCCACUCUCAGGAACCACCAAUCACAAGGAGCCGGUUGAAGCAUCGGUAGACCAUUUGACACCAAAGUGGACCUCUAUCGAUUCUAUAGAAGUCUACAUUUGAAGGCCUGGUACUCCCAGAACGCACAGGGUGCAGCUACCUACUCAACCACCACGGUAAACUCUUCUUUUCGGCCCAAGUCUACUUUUUCACCUUGUACCACCAAUCCCAUAUUGACUACUUUCACCAAAAAGGUGUCCUAUGAAGUAGAAAAGCUUUACAGUAAACAAAAAAAGAUCACCCAGCAUAAUCUUACACAAAAUGAAUCUCAAGCACUUAAGUGGCUUUCGGAGAGAGAUGAUAUAAUCAUAAAAAGUGCUGAUAAGGGUGGUGCUGUCUGUGUGUGGGACAAGAAGAAGUAUAUAAGUGAAGCUCUUCGCCAGCUAGACAACACUCAGUAUUACUCAAAGCCCUCAUCCAAUCCAAUGAACACUAUAAGAAGAGAGCAGGAGCAAUUGCUUAAUGAGGCAAAAUCACAUAAUUGGAUUACUAAGAGAGAAUAUGAGUUUUUGCUUUGUCAACACCCACGUUAUUCUACUUUUUAUAUGCUCCCCAAAGUCCACAAGGAUCUGGAAAAUCCACCUGGCAGACCGAUAAUCAGCGGGAAUGACUCAAUAACAGAACCUGCUUCCAAGUUUGUGGAUUAUUUUAUCAAGCCAUUUGUGGCAGAUUUACCUUCUUAUAUUCAAGAUACUACACAGGUUUUAAAGAAAAUUGAACAAAUAGGCAACAUAGGCUCCUGCAUUAUGGCCACAAUGGAUGUGGAGUCCCUAUAUAGCAAUAUUGUACAUAACGAGGGUUUAGAGGCUUUGAAACACUAUCUCUCAUCCAGACCUGAACAUUUGAUGCCUCCCAGUGACUUUAUAGUGCAACUUACUGAGUGGACUUUAAAGAACAACAUCUUUCUCUUUCAAGACAUAUUGUAUAGACAAGAAAAGGGGACUGCAAUGGGUGCUUGUUUUGCUCCCAACUAUGCCAAUCUGUUUCUAGGCUUAUGGGAGGAGCGCUAUAUAUUUUCCCACGUCAACCCUUUUAAAGAUAAAAUCUUGUGGUGGGGUAGAUAUAUUGACGAUGUGAUUUUGAUGUUCUCAGGUUCAGAAAAAGAACUUGUAGACUUCCAUGUAUAUGUUAAUAGCUUAAAUGAGAACCUUAAAUUUAGUUUGGAUUAUGAUUUACACACUAUCAACUUUCUUGAUCUACGGAUCUCAAAAGAUAAUGAGGGAUUCCUACAUACAUCUAUCUUCAGAAAGUCAACAGAUCGUAAUACCUUGCUGCAUGCUAAUAGUUUUCAUCCCCCAUGGCUUAUUGAUAACAUACCCUUUGGACAGAUCCAGAGACUAAGGCGUAUAUGUGAUUCAGAUCAGGAUUUCCAGUAUCAGUCUUUGGAUAUGCAGCGGCGUUUUCAACAAAGAGGUUACCAAACAAAAACUCUUGUUCAAGCUCAUAAUCGAGCCCAAUCACUUGAAAGGAAGAGCUUGCUUCAGUCUAGACCCAAUAGAGUAUCAACACAGAAACCCUAUUUUGUCACUCAUUACAGCAAGGAGGCUGUCCAGAUUAAACACAUUAUAAAGAAAAACUGGAACAUUAUUGAAUGUGACCCAACUUUACGGGAAAUAUUCACGGAACCCCCUGGAAUCAGUUUUAGGAGGGCCCCCACACUUAAGGACAGGCCUUACUAA